UAUAUAUUCUUCCUUUUUUUUUCUUAGAAAAAAAUCACCUUUGAUCUUCCAAAACCAAGAAAAAUAUCCUCCAAAAUAUUUCUUUCUUCCUUAUCCUGUACUUCUUUCCUUUAUUAGCUCCCCAAAUUUCCCCAAUUCUCACACUUAUAAUUUUUACUAUAUAAGUUUCAUUUUAAUACUACUAUAAAUUAAAAUUAAUAUUGCCCAUAUGAAGCUCAUUGCUCUCAUCCUAAUCUUCAACACCCACCGAUUAAAAAUUUCAAGAAAAUUAUAUAAAUAAUAAAUACCCAUUAAAAUUCCAAUCCUUUAUCGUUUCUGUGUGUUCUUUGAUUUUCCAUUUUCCCUAUUGUUUGAAGAUUUAAUCCAAAAAAAAAACCCUCAAAAGAAUCAAGAAAUCAUGCUUGAACGGCCGUGCAAGAAUCUCCUAAAUUGCUGGGAUGAAAUGCCACCGGAGAUUGACCAAAAGAUGGGAAGAAUUCCAUCAGUGAUAACAAAACCCGGGAUCAUCCCUGAAUGUGAUGGUGGGUCGGAGUCUGAUCUCACGGCUCGUGCGAUGGAACAGAGAACAAUCAUCGUUGCAAACCAACUGCCAUUGAAAAGCUUCAAAGAUGGUGAGAAAUGGAGGUUUGAAUACGAUGAAGAUGCGCUUUCGUUGCAGCUGAAAGAUGGGUUAAACCCCAAAAUUGAUGUUGUUUACAUAGGCUGUUUGAAAGUUGAGAUUGUUGAUGUGAAAGAACAGGAAGAAAUUUCACAGUUUUUGAUGGAGAAAUUCAAGUGUUUGCCAGUGUUCUUACCACCAGAGAUUCAAAACAAGUUUUACCAUGGAUUCUGUAAGCAUUAUUUAUGGCCUUUAUUUCAUUAUAAAUUGCCAAUUACAUCUAAUCAUGGUGCUGCUUAUGAUCAAUCUUGUUGGCGUGCUUAUAUUAGUGCUAAUAUGAUGUUUGCGCACAAGAUUAUUGAGGUGUUUAGGUAUAGAGGAGGGGAGGAUUUCGUGUGGUUGCAUGACUAUCAUCUUAUGGUGGUGCCUACACUUUUGAGGAGGAGGGUUUUUAGGGUUAAAUUGGGGUUUUUCUUGCAUAGUCCUUUCCCAUCAUCUGAGAUUUUUAGGGUUAUACCUGUCAGGGAAGAGAUUUUGAGGGGUUUAUUGAAUGCUGAUCUUGUUGGGUUUCAGACUUUUGAUUAUGCAAGGCAUUUCUUGUCAUGUUGUAGUAGGAUGAUGGGGUUGGAUUAUAUGUCGAAACGAGGCCAUUUAGGGGUUGAUUACUCUGGUAGAACUGUUAGUAUUAAGAUUUUGCCUGUUGGGAUUCAUAUGGGUCAGCUUCAGUCUUUGGUAUCAAUGGAUGAGACUGCUAAGAGGGUUAAAGAAUUGAAGGAGAAAUAUGAAGGGAAAUUUGUCAUGGUCGGUGUGGAUGAUAUGGAUGUUUUAAAAGGGAUUAGUUUCAAGUUUAUGGCAUUCGGAUAUCUCUUGCAAACGCAGCCAAAGUUUAGGGGGGAAGUGGUUCUUAUUCAGAUUGCAAACCCGGCAAGGAGCAGAGGGAUUGAUGUGCAAGAGGUUGAAGAUGAAACACAUCAGAUUGCCAAAGAUAUUAAUGAGAAAUAUGGAAAACCAGGGUAUGAUCCAAUUGUUUUUAUCCAUGAAUCAGUUUCUACCCUAGAAAAGGUCGCGUACUAUGCAAUUUCUGACUGUUGCUUAUUGAACGCGGUGAGGGAUGGGAUGAAUCUUGUACCUUACAAAUACACUGUUUCUCGCCAAGGUAGUCCGGAGUUAGAUGCUGCAUUGGGGAUUGACUCUUCUGCCCCUAAAAAGAGUGUCAUCAUUGUCUCGGAGUUUGUUGGGUGCUCGCCUUCUCUUAGUGGUGCGAUAAGAGUCAAUCCAUGGAAUGUGGAGGAAUUAGCUGAAAAAAUGCUUGUGGCAAUCGCAAUGUCCGACAGUGAGAAAGAGUUGAGGCAUGAAAAACAUUACAAAUAUAUAAGUUCUCAUGAUAUUGCGUAUUGGGCUAAGAGUUUUGACCAAGAUCUUGUGAGAGCUUGUGGUGAUCCCUUUUCUAAGAGGUGUUGGGGUGUUGGUUUUGGUUUGAAGUUUAGGCUUAUUGCCUUGCCUCCUGACUUCAGGAAACUCUCAGUUGAUCAUAUUAGAGCCCCGUAUUUGGGUUCCAACAGUAGGCUGAUCUUGCUGGACUAUGAUGGAACUAUGACACCACAGUCAUCUGUUGACAUUGCACCUACUUCUGAAGCUUUAUCUCUUUUGAACAGUUUAUGUGAUGAUCCGAAAAAUACUGUCUUCAUUGUGAGUGGAAGAAGCAGAGAGACUCUCAGCAAGUGGUUUUCCUCUUGCGAAAAGCUUGGGAUUUCAGCUGAGCAUGGUUAUUUUACUCGGUGGAAUAAGCACUCUCCAUGGGAAUCUAGUAUGCUGGGAUUAGAUUUUGAGUGGAAGAAAAUUGUAGGACCAGUAAUGGAGCUUUAUGCAGAAGCGACUGACGGGUCUUCCAUAGAGUACAAGGAAAGUGCAUUGGUGUGGCAUUACCAAGAUUCUGACUAUGAUUUUGGGGCAUGUCAGUCUAAAGAAUUGCUUGAUCAUUUGGAAAAUGUGCUUGCUAAUGAACCUGUUGUUGUUAAACGUGGCAAGCAUAUAGUCGAAGUGAAACCACAGGGCGUGAGCAAAGGUAUUGUGGUGGAAAAUCUCAUUGCAACAAUGAAGAACAUGGGUAAACCAACAGAUUUUGUAAUGUGCAUAGGAGAUGACCGUUCUGAUGAAGAUAUGUUUGAGGGUAUAGGUCGUGCCACCUCGAACCCAUCACUGCCACCAAUCCCUGAAGUGUACGCCUGCACAGUUGGUCAGAAACCAAGUAUGGCAAAAUAUUAUCUCGAUGAUAGUUCUGAAGUCAUCACCCUGAUCGAGGGACUUGCUGAGUUGCAGCUACAAAAGGCGUCUGAUUCUCAGAUUGCUAGUGAUGAUAGCAACGUUGUCUAGUUUAGAUUUACAAACAUAUUAAGAGAGAAAAGGGUAGGGAAAAAAAAAACUUUGUACAGCAAAGUAUAUGGGGUUUUUGGUCAAUCAUUUAGGAUACAUUUUUAGGAGAUACAAGUGAAUAGGUUAUUUUGCAGCAUAAGCUGAUACAGUCUUCUUCAAUCUUGGUAGAUGUAAGACAUUUUUUGCAAGUUAUCGAUUCUUUUAGUUAGUUGUUUCA
Molecule: messenger RNA, 3188 nt
Organism: Spinacia oleracea (spinach)
Lineage: Eukaryota; Viridiplantae; Streptophyta; Magnoliopsida; Caryophyllales; Amaranthaceae
Product: probable alpha,alpha-trehalose-phosphate synthase [UDP-forming] 11
Exons: 3
Coding region: 398-2971 (857 amino acids)
Biological process (GO): trehalose biosynthetic process
Cellular component (GO): cytosol
Molecular function (GO): trehalose-phosphatase activity
Source: RefSeq, a predicted model, not a curated record